CCCCCCCCCUCUCUUCUCCUCGCCGCGGGGUCACCACGCAGCCAGCAGGAAGCGCCGACCAAGUAACUGACGCCUCCUCCCCCUCAGGCCAGACCCCAGAACUCCCCCUCUCCCCUCCCGGCCUCCCCAAAUCCCCGAUUAAACCCUAGAAUUCCCCUCCCAAUGCGCGCUCCCUAGGCGGCGCCCCCGAAUUCGGCACCGGUUCCGCUAAAGGUGUGCGAUCCAGAGUGGACACAAUGAGUGCGGGUUUCAACAAGCAGAUCUUGGCUCAGAAGCUUGCAAAGCUUAAUAGCUCACAGCAGAGCAUAGAGACUUUAUCACAUUGGUGUGUCUUUCAUCAUCGUUACUGCCGACUAGUUGUAGAAACAUGGGAUUGUGAGUUCCAUGCUUCUUCUAGUGAGAGGAGGUUAUCUUUGCUGUACCUCGCAAAUGAUAUUAUGCAGAAUAGCAGAAAAGAAGGUAAUGGGUAUAUAACUGAAUUCAUGAGGGUCAUCCCCGCUGCCUUGAAUGAAGUGUUGACUAUCAGAGAUGAUCUUGGACGGAAUGUCGUAAAAAGACUGAUUGACAUAUGGGAAGACCGUAAAAUAUUUGAUACUCAGGGACAAAGCCUCAAGGAUGAAUUUUUUAGGAGGUUAAAGGACAUAAGAAACAAGUUGAAAAAUCCGGCUGGUGAGCUGCUGGAGAAGGUCGUCUCAAGCUACAAGCAUGUCCUGAAUGCUCCUAUGGAUGAGGACACUCUGAUGCAAAAGUGCCAAGCUGCUCUUAUAGAUUUUGAUGAACUCAAUAAAGCGUACAGAAAUAACUCUUUUUUAGGUAGUAGCAAUCAAUCUGGCUUUGAGGAGCUGCAGCAACAACAUAGUAUUCUCAGAAACUCCAUUGAACAACUCAAAAUGUCAGAAUCACUCAGGGCCACUCUUAUUCAUCAUUUGAAGGAAGCACUGAAUGAGCAGGAGCUCAAAGUGGAACAAGUGAGAAGCCAGCUUCAGGCAGCUCAAUCCCGAUACAAGAAAGCUGGUGAGCUCUGCCGUGGACUUGGAAUUGACGUGGAAAGACAUCAGCCAUCUAACCAAGGGCUUAAGUCCAGUCUCUCUGAAACACCUGCUUCCAUUGCCCCAGAUUCAGCUAACACGAAAUCUUUUCAGAAGGGACAAUCAAGUGCAGUAUUGUAUUCACAGGAGGGAAAUGGUGCUGAGCACAACGCUAUAGCAGCUAAUGUUUUGACAAAGCUUGCUGUAGGUGCUGCUUCAGACAAGAUCCGCGAUGGUGUUUUGCCUUCACGAGCCAACGGGGGCAAUACUGCAGUGAAAAUAGAUGAACACUCUUCUGGUAACAAGAGGCAGAAGCUAGAGGAUGACAUACAUACUUCUCAGCCUCAAUCAGAGUCACCACCACCACCACCUCCGUUCCCGCAUCCAGACGCAUUUCAACCUCCACCACCACCUGAGUAUCCUCCAGACGCAUUUCAACCACCACCACCACCACCUGAGUAUCCUCCAUCACCAGAGCCUAGCCCACCACCACCGCCAACUUCAACACCACCCCAUAUAAUCCCCCCGCCUCUGCCGACCACAAUGCCACCCCAAAUAAUCUCACCUCUACCACCUACAGCUGGUACAUAUGCACCUUUUCCUGCUGGACCUCCUGGUCCAAUGUAUGGCACUUUUCCGUUUACUCCUGUGGUCAACUUUCCCAUGAACAUUCCACCUGGUUUCCCCAGUCCUCCAACCCCACCUCCAGCUUUUCAAGGAUUAGCGGGUACAUUCUAUGGCCCUCCUCCAUUCCCCACAGCAACCCCACCAACAGACAAGAAAUAAAAGUAGUACCGUACCUGCAGAUUUGUAGCGCCAGACAUCACACAAGAUUGUAACAUGGGGCUUUGCUUUGGCAAGUAUCAUAGUUUCUUUUCAUCGAAGGAUAUGACCGUGGGGAUGCAUCGCCAUGUGUUCAGUGGAGCUCAGAAGACUGUUCUAGUGUUGUGCAUUUAGUCAGCCAGCGUGCAACGGUGAACUAAUUGUUCUGGUCUUGGUCAAGAAGUAGAACCUGCAGAUUUCAACUGCCAGAGGGAAUUUGCAAUUCUGGGAGCCGAUUGCAAAUGCUCCCAACAGUUUAAUUCACUGAUUUAGUUCUUGUCUUGGUUAUGGAGUAAAAACUGUAGAUCUCGACAGCUAGAGAGAAAAUAUGGAACCCUACAGCGAGGGCAAAUGUUGUAGCAUGACAUGUUUGUAACUUAAUCAUAGCUAUGUUAUUUGCUAGAUCAUCCAAGAAUAUGUAGAUGUUCUUGUGAUGUAUGGAGCGUGUAGUUCUGUUGUUUGGUGUAAGAUAUAAUUUUAGUGGCUGCCGAUUGUUGAAAUUUUUGCUCUGUUUUAAUUCCCUUUUAGCACUCAGCUAUGCUAGUGUCAAUAUUGUUAUGCCUA
This is a messenger RNA of Setaria italica (foxtail millet), 2414 nucleotides long. RefSeq names its product UPF0400 protein C337.03. The transcript has 8 exons. Bases 237 to 1814 code for a protein of 525 amino acids. Gene Ontology annotation, cellular component: RNA polymerase II, holoenzyme. NCBI's taxonomy places the organism in Eukaryota, Viridiplantae, Streptophyta, Magnoliopsida, Poales, Poaceae. The record is from RefSeq and is a predicted model, not a curated record. Gene Ontology annotation, molecular function: RNA polymerase II complex binding. Gene Ontology annotation, biological process: mRNA 3'-end processing.